AUGGCCAACAGAGAACCUCGCUUCAACCAGAGUGUCCUGGUGGACACCACCCCGAUGCCCGCCGAUAUCCCCAAGGUCGAAGAGGUCGGAGCUACGUCGGCGCCGUUGACGAGCGCAGCUUAUUUCAUUGGAGAUCGGUGCCGGGCAUUCAAUGACGAUUACAUGAAGUGCAAGAGCGAGGCGAAUGGACGCGGGGAAUUGGAAUGUUUGAAGGAGGGUCGUAAGGUCACUCGUUGUGCGGCUAGUGUUAUCAAGGAUAUCAACACCAACUGCUUGAAGCAGUUCACUGCCCACUGGGAGUGUCUGGAGAACAACAACCACAACCUGUGGGAAUGCCGCAGGCCCGAGAUGGAAUUGAACAAUUGUGUUUUUGAGAAGCUGGGUCUCAAGAAGACUAUCCCCGGUGCUCCGGAGAAUCAGACUCCUGUACAUCUCCGGCCCAAGCAGCUGUAUGCUCAAUACGCCGGUCCUCAGUACUAG
Aspergillus chevalieri is the source of this 480-nucleotide messenger RNA. Its product is annotated as coiled-coil-helix-coiled-coil-helix domain-containing protein. Gene Ontology annotation, biological process: mitochondrial electron transport, NADH to ubiquinone. The transcript has 4 exons. NCBI's taxonomy places the organism in Eukaryota, Fungi, Ascomycota, Eurotiomycetes, Eurotiales, Aspergillaceae. The record is from RefSeq and is a predicted model, not a curated record. Bases 1 to 480 code for a protein of 159 amino acids.